AGAAGUUCCAACUACUGACGUGGCUCCUCGGACAAGCACGUCACGUUCUGUACUUGCCUCAGACACGCUAGUUGAAGGAGAAGAAACCUCGCCUCCUCAACAAAACGUCGUCACCACUACUCCGCCAUCAAGCCCCCUUGCUCCUUCACCAAAAAGGGCAAGGGUUGAAAAGAUUAUUGAACCUGCCCCUCAGUUGGGCAGUUCGUCGACUCUGCUCCUAGAUGAUCCUAUGAUCAAGGAUCUUCUCCGCAUCGGUUCCCAAUUUAUUGGGUACCGUGAAUAUGCUAAUAGAGCCGAAGAGAAACUUGCAGAGGCUAACGAACGCGCCGACGCACUUUCUCGAAAACUUGAGCAAAGUGAGGCGGCUCGCAAGAAAGCGGACCUUGCUGCUAGCAAAGCCAAGACCGAAGCUGAUGAAGCCAAGGCGAAAGCUGCUGGUGUCGAGGAACUGCAGAAAAAGCUUAAGGAUGCUACAGCUGCUUUAGAUGAGCACAAAGCUGCGCAAGCUUCUCGUGAAGAAGGAAUCCUCAAGCGCCUGAAGACUCAGAGUCGCCGUACUUUCGUCCAAACAAACCAGGAUUUUGACCUGACAAAUCCUGUCGAUGAUCCGGUCCUUGACGCACUUUCCUAUCUGGAGCUUCAUGGGUCCGAGAUUCGUGAAGGUGUAUCGAACGCUAAUGCAGUAUUGUCGACAUUGUUCCCCUACUUCUUCCCGAAGAAGGAGGAGCCUAUGAUGAAGGCGGUGCUAUUCGGUGCCGAGCUGGAUGGGGUUCUGAACCUCGCCGGCAGCAGGGCGGAUCUGCUCUGGCCGGCGGUGUGGCACCGCUGGUGGAGCCGAGGUGUCGUCGGCUGCUCACGAAGGCUCGGCCGCAUAAUUCCACAACAACUGUUGCAGGCAGGACGGCGCACGCCGCCUCAAGCAGGCCAGUGA
Molecule: messenger RNA, 931 nt
Organism: Lolium perenne
Lineage: Eukaryota; Viridiplantae; Streptophyta; Magnoliopsida; Poales; Poaceae
Source: RefSeq, a predicted model, not a curated record